AUGGACACCAUAUCUGCCGUUCAAACCUCGGUGUUGUCUCGGUCAUGGAACCGGGUGUGGAAACAUGUCCCUGUCCUGGAACUGUGCCGCCUUUCCUUCUACGAGUAUUUGAGUUUCCUGUUGUUUGUCUCGGAGAUUUUGGACCUCCGCUAUGACCUUAGUCUCCGCAAGUUGAGCUACAUGGACAACUAUAGGCAUAGGCAUGAGAGGGGUGCAGUUUCGAGAUGCCGGCGCCGCUGCAUACGAGUCUUGUUCCUCUGUUACAGAUGCCGGCGCAGGAGAAAGAAUAGCCGAGCGAGCGGCAACGACGCGGAACGAGGACGGCAGAGCUAG
Messenger RNA from Linum tenue, 333 nucleotides. NCBI's taxonomy places the organism in Eukaryota, Viridiplantae, Streptophyta, Magnoliopsida, Malpighiales, Linaceae. The record is from the annotation of a GenBank genome assembly.